UAUGGUAGAAUUGAUUUGCUUCGGUUUGCUUUCGGCUUUACACCGUUAGCAAGGAAGAUCAUCAGAGACAAGAAGGGUUUUGGAGGAAAGACAAGCUAUCCACCUAUAAUGCAGUUGAAAGAUGUGCAAGUCCCAACGAUUCCUUCCCUGAGGAUCAUCAAUCGCGAGAUCACAUUUGAGAAACUCGGCGAAAUCCUUGAAGAAGAACGAACAGAACGUGUUGACGAGGUAGCCGAGCAUGAUGAAGAGAUCCAGCAAGCAGAAGAGGAACAAAUGCUUAACGACGAUCAUGCAGCCGAAACAAAUGCCGAUGGUUCGAGGAAUUCCUUGGUCUGGGAUGUUGUAG
Molecule: messenger RNA, 346 nt
Organism: Trichomonas vaginalis G3
Lineage: Eukaryota; Parabasalia; Trichomonadida; Trichomonadidae
Exons: 1
Source: RefSeq, a predicted model, not a curated record